This is a messenger RNA of Aplysia californica (California sea hare), 926 nucleotides long. RefSeq names its product prosaposin. Lineage: Eukaryota; Metazoa; Mollusca; Gastropoda; Aplysiida; Aplysiidae. Gene Ontology annotation, cellular component: lysosome. Gene Ontology annotation, biological process: sphingolipid metabolic process. The record is from RefSeq and is a predicted model, not a curated record. The transcript has 8 exons. The annotation marks the transcript as partial.
UGUCCAAGCCAGUGAAAGCAGGGCCAUACUGUGCCUUGUGUGAGUUGGUGAUGACACAACUGGAUCAGAUGCUACAACAGAACUCUACUGUGCAAGAGAUUGAGUCUGCCCUGGAGCAAGUGUGUAACUUCCUGCCAGCCACGAUGAGACAGGAGUGUGACGAUUUUGUCAAGCAGUACACCCCCACCCUGGUUCAGCUGUUGCUACAGGUGUCUCCAGACAAGGCCUGCUCCUACCUGGGCCUCUGUACCUCCAACAAAGUGUCCAAGCCAGUGAAAGCAGGGCCAUACUGUGCCUUGUGUGAGUUGGUGAUGACACAACUGGAUAAGAUGCUACAACAGAACUCUACUGUGCCAGAGAUUGAGGCUGCCCUGGUGCAAGUGUGUAACUUCCUGCCGGCCACAGUGAGACAGGAGUGUGACGAUUUUGUCCUACAGUAUACCCCCACCCUGGUCCAGCUGUUGCUACAGGUGUCUCCAGACAAGGCCUGCUCCUACCUGGGCCUCUGUACCUCCAACAAAGUGUCCAAGCCAGUGAAAGCAGGGCCAUACUGUGCCUUGUGUGAGUUGGUGAUGACACAACUGGAUAAGAUGCUACAACAGAACUCUACUGUGCAAGAGAUUGAGUCUGCCCUGGAGCAAGUGUGUAACUUCCUGCCGGCCACGGUGAGACAGGAGUGUGACGAUUUUGUCAAGCAGUACACCCCCACCCUGGUCCAGCUGUUGCUACAGGUGUCUCCAGACAAGGCCUGCUCCUACCUGGGCCUCUGUACCUCCAACAAAGUGUCCAAGCCAGUGAAAGCAGGGCCAUACUGUGCCUUGUGUGAGUUGGUGAUGACACAACUGGAUAAGAUGCUACAACAGAACUCUACUGUGCAAGAGAUUGAGUCUGCCCUGGAGCAAGUGUGUAACUUCCUGCCGGCCACG